CGUCCAUUUUACCGACCAGUUGGAGAGUCGCCUUCUGUCAAUAAGGUUCUUUUUCCGCAAGAAUUUAAUCAAGAUACAUUUUAUAUUAAAGUUGUUUUAUUUUGCUAGCCGGAAUAAAAAUGGUUUGUGAUAAGUUUUUAACAUUCAACAAUGGAGUUAAAAUGCCAGCACUUGGAAUUGGCACUUGGCAGGCACCCGAAAAAGAAGUCGAAGAAGCUCUUAAUUUAGCCCUUGAAGCUGGUUACCGUCAUAUUGAUUGCGCACCAGUUUACCUCAAUGAAGGUGUUAUUGGUCGAGUUCUUAAAUCAUGGAUUGAUUCUGGUAAAAUCACUCGAGAAGAGUUGUUUAUCACCACCAAACUGCCACCUCCAGCUCUCAUCCCGGAGGCAGUUGAAACCGUGUUGAAAAAAUCUCUAGCUGAUCUUCAGCUAGAGUAUGUUGAUUUAUAUUUGAUUCAUGUACCAUUUGGUAUUAAAUUUGAUGAAGCAAAGGGUGAAUUUAUUAAAGACGAUGGUGGAGUCGUUCCCGAUAUGACAACUGAUCAUGUAGCUGUUUGGAAGAGCAUGGAAGCUGUUUUGGAAAAAGGACUAACUAAAUCAAUUGGCGUUUCAAACUUUAACAUGAAACAAAUUCAACGAAUCUUGGAUAACUGUUCAGUUCAACCAGCAAAUCUUCAGAUCGAACAUCACGUAUAUUUGCAACAAAAGGAUCUUAUUAACUUCUGCAAAGCUAAAGGAAUCACCGUAACAGCAUAUGCUCCAUUGGGAUCAAAGGGCAUUGCAACCUUAAAUAAAGCUGCAGGCGUUGACCGACAGCUCCCUGAUCUAAUGGAUAUUGAAGAAGUUAAAAGUAUUGCUGCUGCACAUGGCAAAACUCCUGCCCAAAUACUUUUGCGAUGGAUCAUUGAACGUGGAUUGUCAGCAAUUCCAAAGAGUACCAAUCCAGAGCGUUUGAAGCAAAAUUUGAAUAUUUUCGAUUUUAAACUUAGCGCCGAGGAAGUUGAAAAAUUGAACGCAUUGGAUGCUAAUAUUCGUGUUUGCGAUUUUGCAUUUUUCAAAGGGGUUGAAAGACAUCCGGAAUUCCCAUUCGCAUCUUAAUCAGAUGGUACUUAAUCUCAGAAAUUUAUUUAUGUAACAACUCACAAUGAUAUUUAAAUAUAUUUACUAGCAUAACCACAA
Molecule: messenger RNA, 1178 nt
Organism: Episyrphus balteatus (marmalade hoverfly)
Lineage: Eukaryota; Metazoa; Arthropoda; Insecta; Diptera; Syrphidae
Product: aldo-keto reductase family 1 member A1
Exons: 7
Coding region: 120-1097 (325 amino acids)
Cellular component (GO): cytosol
Molecular function (GO): aldose reductase (NADPH) activity
Source: RefSeq, a predicted model, not a curated record